Molecule: messenger RNA, 1442 nt
Organism: Rhinichthys klamathensis goyatoka
Lineage: Eukaryota; Metazoa; Chordata; Actinopteri; Cypriniformes; Leuciscidae
Gene: fam199x
Product: family with sequence similarity 199, X-linked
Exons: 7
Coding region: 92-1216 (374 amino acids)
Source: RefSeq, a predicted model, not a curated record
UUGAGUGACGUAUCAAGCGGAUGAGGAUUGAGAUCUGAUGUUCGUGCUGGUCAUAUUGAACGCUUAAAACAGAUAAUACUGCAGCUUCCAGAUGUCUGAGCAUGUCUAUGAGAAGUUCCUUGCUCCAGAAGAGCCAUUUCCACUGCUUUCACAGGGAGGAAACUUCAGUGAAAAUGCCACACUGGAUAUUAGCGAAUUUGGGUGUCAGUUGUCAUCAUGUCACCGAACAGACCCUUUACACCGCUUUCACAGCAGCAGAUGGAACCUGACGUCAUGCGGCACAAGUGUUGCCAGUUCAGAGUGCAGUGAGGAACUCUUCUCCUCUGUUUCUGUGGGCGAUCAGGAUGACUGCUACUCCCUCCUGGAUGAUCAGGAACUCACCUCCUUUGACCUGUUCCCAGAAGGCAGUGUCUGCAGCGACGUGUCGUCCUCCAUCAGCACUUAUUGGGACUGGUCAGACAGCGAAUUUGAGUGGCAGUUACCAGGCAGUGACAUAGCCAGUGGCAGUGAUGUGUUGUCAGACAUCAUACCCAGCGUGCCCAGUUCACCCUGCCUUGUAUCCAAAAGAAAAAACAAACCACACCGAAAUCUGGAUGAGCUUCCCUGGAGUGCCAUGACUAAUGAUGAACAGGUGGAAUAUAUUGAAUAUUUAAGUCGAAAAGUGAGCACAGAGAUGGGUCUUCGGGAGCAACUUGAUAUCAUAAAAAUAAUUGACCCGAGCGCACAGAUACUGCCGACAGACAGCGAGUUCAUCAUUGAACUUAACUGCCUCACAGAUGAAAAACUUAAACAGGUGAGGAGCUACAUACGUGAGCACAGUCCACGGCAGCGUCCCAGCAUGACACGUGAUGGCUGGAAGAGGAGCAUGGCGAGCAGUGGCAGCACCAGUGGUGUGAGUGCUCACAGCAGCAGUAAUGUCAGCAUAGUAAGCAGUGCCAGCAGUAGCACCACUUCCACGGGGUCCAAUUCUUCCACAAGUAUCAGCCGUGCACACAGCGAUGGAAACCUGGCCACCGCUGCAGAGCGAAUACGAGACUCUAAGAAACGCUCCAAGCAGAGGAAGAUGCAGCAGAAAGCUUUACGCAAGCACCAGCUGAAGGAGCAGAGACAGGCUCGCAAAGAGAGAUUGAGCGGCCUCUUCCUGAAUGAGGAGGUCCUUUCACUUAAAGUCACAGAGGAGGAAGACCAUUGUGAUGAUGUUGAUGUAUUGAUGUGACGAGAGUAAAUUAUUCAGUGUUCCUUCUAAGCCUCUUCCAAUGCAGCAUUAAUUACUCUGUUCUAGACAUCUCUCGGCAACCAGGGGCCUGAUGUAUAAACGUUGCGUGCGCACAAAAAAAGGCAUUGAAAUAUGUGUACGUAAUUUUCCCCGCACAUAUCAGGAUUUAUAAAAAAAUAAACUUAGCGUAAAUAUGUGCGUAUGCAUUCUUUUACUGGAGUGAGAA